AUGGCGUUUGAGACCAGUGUCCUGAGGGACGGUGCCUGGGUCACGGAAAGAGUUGAUUUCCAAGCCGCACUGGAUGUAUAUGCACCGCCGACCAAGUCCAACUCCGAGGAGGUUUCAUUCGGAGACCAUCCUCCCUGUGGGAUUUUGUCAAGAACUGUCAUUGAGAGUCCCGUUGUCAACUCGGUGCACUCAGUCCGCUUGAGGUCAAGGUGGAAAAAUGAUAUUGCUUUCAUUGGAGACCGAUAUGUCCAAAUAUCGGAGCUUCGCAGUGAUGGGCAGCUUCACAAUGUUUUAAGGGUCACUGACUUUGGCGCCCGAAUUCGCAAUUCCACAGUCCUGGGCACCGGCCCAAUUCCAACUGGAGGUGCUGAAAAUGGUCCUUCCUUUGGCAUGGACGACGAUGUCAAGCUUGAAUUGCUCAGCCAAUCCGAGCGCGUGUCGAUCAAUAUGAGGGAGGACAAGGCACCCAGCCUUCCUCCACAACUACUUCUCCUGAUACUUGAAACGGGAGAUAUUCUCUUCGCAUUUAUUCAGCUAGAUCCCAUCACGAAUGCACUUAGACUUGUAACCAGCAAGAUCCCGCCACCAGGAAACAUCCCAUACUUUGGUAAUCAGUUUGUUGUUGAUCCAUCCGGUCGUUACCUGGCAGUUUCUUCCCUGGACGACACCCUUGUCAUUCAUCUAUUAAAACCAUGGAAACUACUGAAUGAGGAGUUCAAGCAACAUGGCCGUAUCAUGCCGGUAAUGGAGACCUCCAUCCGAGUAGUGAAUGGCAAUAUUCAAAAUAUUACAUUUCUCUUCCCAAGUCAAGCAGACGAAUUCCACAUAAUUCUAGCCUUGACGGUAUUCUCACGGAAACGAACCAACAACCAAGGCUGGAUGCUGUUCGUACAUGAAUGGGAGCUGGGUGAUGAUCUCUUGAAUAUGUUUGCGAAAACCAGGAAUCCGGUCCGUUUUCCCGAGUUUUCCGAAUUCCCCUAUCUUCUCAUCCCGAUCAAAUUUGGGAAUGCAUUCUUUAUCCUUUUUCAGCAUUUCAUUGGAUUGUGUAAGCAGUCGUUGUCGGCCCCAGAGUAUGAAUUCACGAUGCUGCAUGCUCCAGGCCCAUCGAAACAUCAUCACGGGACCAGCUACCCUCUAUGGACAACAUGGGCGAAGCCAUUCCGGCGGGAGUCAUACUCACAGGCGACAGAAAUUAUCUAUCUUGUACGAGAGGAUGGAUUCCUUGAAUACAUUGAGUUAGAAUCAUCCCAUCUGAUGUUCUCAGUCACUGAUGUUGGGUUCCUCAACACUCAUGUAUCGCUGGCGUUCACUGUUGCCUCUAACGGCUUCUCUGAUUUACUAAUAAUAGGUGGGGAUUCCGGCCCUGGAGCACGGCAGGAGCCAGAGAAGAUCAUGGCAAUCCCAAAUUGGUCGCCUGUUGUUGAUGCCACAACGACCGACCUAAACACAUCUUUGGUGAGCGUGGCCCCGGCAAAUCAGCGUGGAGACAAUUCUAGAGGUCACAAGCCCCCGGAUAGGAUAUUUCUUGCCUCUGGACGUGGAGCAACCGGUAGUGUUACAGAAAUCCGGCAUGGCAUCCAAGCGAGGAUUGGGCUGGACUUGGAACUGGGUGAACCUGUUCGGCAAGUUUGGCUAUUCUCCGAUGAUAGAUUAGAAAGUGGAAGCAUGGUUGCAAUUUUGGCGCUACCUUAUUCCACUGCCAUUCUCUCGUUCUCGAGCAAUCUGGAAGAUGUUGUGGCUGAGCCAGCGGACCAGACGCCCUUUGAUUCAACAGCACGUACUCUGUGUUCAGCUCGGAUUGUUUCAGACGUCAUUAUCCAAGUUACCGAGGAAACGAUCACAAUUGUUACGCACUCUCAGAGCUCGCAGCACAGGCUCAAAGAGCUGUGUGGUUUGCCAGAAUAUAUACCCCAAAGGGUCUUCUCGGCUCACCAAUUCAUUGUACUUUCGAGAUCUCAACCGCAGGGCUCUGAGUUGCGAGUUCUUCGUGUCGAAGAGAUGAAUGUAAUCCCCGAAAGCUGCUGGGAAACUCCAGGAGAGGAUUCUUGCAUCUCUCUACUUGAGUCGUCUGGAGAAUGUUAUCUUCUUCUGGGCGAAAUGAUAGAUAGCUUGCCCUCGAUUUCUAUCUACUCGAUGGAUGGGAAUCUAGUCAAGAGACAAGGCAUCACGGAAAAUACAGCUACAACUCAAAAUUCCCAAUCCUCACUAGAGGCACUCACAAGUAUUGUUGUAGCUAAAGAGCAGCAGGAUUACUUCGUCGCCAUUGCUGGAACUCGCUGUGGCCGUUUGAUAACCUUUCAAAUACCCAAAAACGCCAGUAUGCAGAUCUCUUGGAGGAUUGAGCGAUUAGGGAACUCGCCUGUGGAAGUGUUUCCCUAUUCAAAUUCAGAUGGGGCCGGUGCUGGAACUCCAUUUUUAUGCUAUGACAACAAUGCAGUUCAGCUGGGCAAAUAUUGCCCUGAAUCGAAUCGCUUCAAAAGCAAAACAACUAUCUGGCCAACGGAUAUGAGCGACUCUUCUCUUCAAGUACCCCCGAUUCACUCUGUCUUUGAAGUUGGCUCAUACCAAGGGGAUAGUGCCAAAUACUCGAUGCUUGCAAUGGUCGCUGGUACGAGAAUGCUUAUCGCUGAUCUGAGUGGCCACUCUAGCUCUAUCCCUCGGAGCAUACCUGUUGAUGGUACCCCGACAAGGAUACUCUAUUCAGAUGUAUGGAAGUGUCUUGUAGUCGGUUACCAGGUUGAAAAUAAGCCCUCCAUAGCCUUCAUCGACCCUGACACUGGGGACUCGAUAUCAAAAGCGAUCGAUAAAGACAGAAACGCAUGCGAGUUCAUUACCGGGCUGGGCCAAGCUGACGAUCGGAUAUUUGGGCUCCAGGAAUGGCUUUACAUGAAAAACGGCGAGAUGUUCCCCUUCAUUAUUGUCACAACGCAAAGCGGCGGCCUUCUAAUCGUCUCUGUCCGGGAAGAAAGGAAGAGGAAACAAGAAGGCGGCACUAGACAACUUCAGCACUGGACCCGAUAUAGGAAGAAAGGGUUCAAAGUGCCCAUCUAUUCAGUAGUGCCUGACCAGGAAGGACUUGUCUACUGUGCUGGCCGAACACUAUACUGGGACGUCCUCGACUUGGCUGAGAAGAAGAUGAAGACAGCCAAGUCGUUUGAGCUGGACUCGCCAGCUACUUCGCUGUCGAUAUCGAACGGGAAAAUCUGGGCGUUGACGAGCAUGCAUUCACUCCAAAUUGUGGACCAUCGGAGUGAUCCUGGAUUACACGAUAUGAAGCUUUUGCAUAUCGAUCGGGCCACACGAACAACGAGCCACAUGAUUAGCGUUGGGCCAACUACGCAAAGUGAUCUCUGGCCAGUUACACUUCUGUCUGAUGUCUCGGGUGGCAUUGCGGGUGUGUGGGUGCCAUGGGAUAAACGAAACCAAGAGCUGGUGGCGGUAUUCGAAGGCCAGCUGGGCAACUCGGUGAGGAGAUUUAUACGAGCAAAGUGCCGCCCUACCUGGCUGCUGGAAGGGCAUACGCGGCCGCGGUACGGUUGCAUACAAAGCACUGCCGACGGGGCUGAGAUCUUGGGCGUUUCUCUGGAUGGAUCGAUGCGGCAUUUCACUCUUUUACAGCAAGACCUCAGGCGAUUUCUGUAUCUUGUGCAGUCGCUCUGGAGAGCCGAGAAGUCGGCUAGAUAUCCCCACGAACAGCUCAAUACGCUCCUCCAAGCUAUGGAGCACCCCAAGAGCCAGCAUAUCGAUGGUGAUGUGCUGAUUGCCUGUCUGGAUCAGCGAUUACUGGAGAGGUUGGUCCAUGAGAGCGGUACUCAGGAUCUUUUCCGCAGAUAUCUGGAUGAGCUGGAGGGUGGGUUGCACACGAGAAGCUUUGGACGAAUCGACACCGAGGAGAGCAUGGAUUUGGGCCUGGGGGAUGAUCUGCAGGGGAAAUAUAUGAGACUGGGGUACGAUAUCUUGGACUAUGUUCUCGCGCCUGUUCUCUAG
This is a messenger RNA of Clonostachys rhizophaga, 3987 nucleotides long. NCBI's taxonomy places the organism in Eukaryota, Fungi, Ascomycota, Sordariomycetes, Hypocreales, Bionectriaceae. The record is from the annotation of a GenBank genome assembly.